Messenger RNA from Emiliania huxleyi CCMP1516, 585 nucleotides. RefSeq lists its product as hypothetical. The transcript has 3 exons. Bases 1 to 585 code for a protein of 194 amino acids. NCBI's taxonomy places the organism in Eukaryota, Haptophyta, Isochrysidales, Noelaerhabdaceae. The record is from RefSeq and is a predicted model, not a curated record.
AUGGCUGCGACGGUGCUCUACCUGAUGGCUCUCACAGUGACGAAGAAGAGAUGCAUCCGGGCUCCGCGGGGCUGCUCCGCGGGUCAAAAAUCGAACCCGCAGCGGCGGACCACGGAAGCUCCAGGCAUCGCCGCAGCACUGUCUGCGCCGCGUAAAACGGACGCGUCCAAGGGUCGGGACCUGCCAAAGGCGGCUACGCACGAGUCGUGGGCGAGCCUACGCAGGGCGUGGGGCAUCGGGUUUGGCGGCAACAAGGGCGACGCCAACCACCCGGAGGCGAUGGGGGAGCGGCUGCGCGGCCUCUUUGACGAGUGCUCCCGCCGGCUCGGCCGCUCGCCGCCUGUCGCCCCGGCGUCGGCCGCCGCCGAGCCGACGCGGGCGACGCCAGCCGCGGUCGGGCAGGCGCGGAGCCUGAAGGAGCUGCUCUCGCUGCUGGCCGUGGCGCCGUUCCAGGCGCCGGCGGACUUUGUGGCGCCGCUGUGCUCCGCGCUGGAGCGCCUCGCGCUCGGCCUCGUGCCCGCAGAAGCGGUGGCGCUGCUCGAGCAGGCGAGCGGGCGGGGGCCUUCAGUUACUUCCGCCGUGUAG